UGAAAUAGGUUUCAUUGUUCGCGACUACGGACAGAGAGCAGUCGGCAUAGCUUCGAAUAGAGAUCCGGUAUAGUCCGCUGUCGGACUCUGUUCAAACCGCACGAGCGCGAUCGCUGCCGCAUUGCCCAAAAAUAUUGCGGAAUUUUACGUUUUUUUUUCUUCCCGAUUUGUGUCCGUUGUUCCGAAUGUUCAGUGGAAAUAACGGGGUAAUCAAGUGUUGCGCCAACAGAAGCGACUAUUUCUACCGAAAUAAGAUAGGGAACCUGUCCGACCAAUCUCAAACUGAAACGAGAACAAGGAAAGCCUUCUCCAACCUCGAAUCUGCAUUCAGACACAUCUCUCAUCUCGCACAUUUAUAGCAACCCCAGUCUCGUCAUAAAAGGAGAUUUAAUUGAAGAGUCAAGUGCAUCUGCAAACAUAGACCGAGGUUCGAAAAAAUAACCGUCCCGAUCUGGUAGAUUAAAGUGAAGUAGACAUCGGUUCUAAAUAUAAGUCGGAAAAUAAACCAUUUUCCUUGUGGCUGUGCUCAUGAACUGAUGACGAAAUGGAUACAACGAAAGAAAAGUACAAUCCCAACCCGAGGGAGAAGGCCAACCCCCUCUCAGUCCUGUUUUUCACAUAUACCUUGCCGAUGUUCAAAAAAGGUUCGAGUAAGGAACUCGAUGUGGAUGAUCUCUACAACCCACUGCCAUGCGAUAGAAGCAAGCAUUUAGGCGAUAGAUUAGAAAAGAAAUGGUUCGAUCACCUCAACAAAUGUCGAAAGUUAAAGAAGAAACCCAGCUUUCUCAAGGUGCUGGCAGCGACUUUCUGGCCAGAAUAUGCCUUCUUAGGUUUUACGGUGUUAGUGCAAGAAAUUUUCCUGAGGAUGUAUUUACCCAUAGCGCUAGGCAAUCUUUUGGGUUACUUUAGAAAAGAUUCUACUACAACGAGGGAGGAAGCAUUGUGGUACGCCAGUGCUGUGGUUGUGGUGAAUGCGUUGUGUGCCGUUUUAAUUAACCAAUAUAUAGUGAAUGCCUUCCAUUAUGGUAUGAAAGUGAGAGCAGCAUGCUGUGCCUUAAUUUAUAGAAAAACUUUAAGACUGAGUAGAUCUGCACUAGGGGAGACAGCCUCUGGAAAAAUAGUUAAUCUUUUGUCAAACGACGUGAGUCGUUUUGACAUCGUCUCGGUGAUGCUCAACCAUAUGUGGGCUGCUCCUCUGUCCGCAAUUUUGGUUAUGUAUUUCUUGUACAUAAACGCUGGAUGGGCAGGAUUGGUUGGAAUCACUCCUGUUUUCAUAGUUACCCCUCUGCAAAGUUAUACAGGAAAAUUGUCAGCCGUAUACAGAAAACAAACUGCUCAAAAAACUGAUGAAAGGGUAAGGCUCAUGGACGAAAUACUUUCCGGUGUACAAGUGAUCAAAAUGUACGCUUGGGAGAAGCCAUUUGCCAAACUAAUUAAGAUAGCCAGAAAAAAUGAGCUCAAGAUCAUCAUAAAAUCUUCCUACGUCAGAGGCCUGUACAUGACUUUUAAUCUGUUCACAACCAGAGCCGCCCUUUACUGCACCUUGAUGACCAUGGCGUUGACUGAUCAACCUAUAACUACCUCUAAGGUCUUCGUACUCAUGAGUUACUACAACAUUUUGGCGCAGACCAUGUCCACAAUGUUCGUUCGGGGUAUAUCGGAAGUUGCCGAGCUUCUGGUAGCUGUGAAAAGAUUGCAACAGUUUUUAACCAACGACGAGUAUAUCUUCACUGAUCCUCCACCAAAUAACAAUGAUUUUCGAUCGGUGUCAGAUGAUAUCGAUCUCUGCUUGAAGGAUGUUACUGCCAAGUGGAAUAUAGCAUCUUCAGAUGACACCUUGAAGAAUAUUUCCAUAUCUGUAAGAAGAGGCGAACUCUUAGGGAUUAUCGGACCUGUCGGUAGUGGAAAGAGUUCCUUGUUGGAAACUGUUCUAGGAGAACUGGUGAUUACCUCUGGAACCAAAAUAGUAAACGGUAGUGUUUCUUACGCUUCCCAAGAACCAUGGGUGUUUGGCGCCUCCGUUCGACAAAAUAUUUUAUUCGGCUCGGAAUACAACAAAAAAAGAUACAAUGAGGUGGUACGUGUCUGCAGUUUGGAAAAGGACUUCCAGCAAUUCCCGGAAGGUGAUCUUUCUUUGGUAGGCGACAGGGGGGCUUCCCUCAGCGGAGGUCAGAAGGCUAGAAUCAAUCUAGCCAGAGCUGUCUACAGAGACGCUGAUAUUUAUCUUCUAGACGAUCCUCUCAGCGCUGUGGACAUCCACGUCUCCAAGCAUUUGUACGAGCAGUGUAUCAAUGGGUACUUGAAGGACAAAGCGAGGAUUUUGGUGACACAUCAGGUGCAUCAUCUGAAGAAUGCUGAUAACAUCAUCAUUUUGCAGAAUGGUAGUAUUGUGAGUCAAGGUACGUUCAAUGUACUAGCCAACGUGGAGAAUUCCUACGCGCAGCUUCUGAAGACAGAUCCUGAUCAUAUGGAGGAAGAGAAACAGAAGACUCUCACAAUAGAUCCUCCAAAAAUAACGAAGAGGCAAGUUUCAGUUAGGAAAAAAUUAUCACUAUCGAGUUCCGUGAGCGAGUUGAGUAUACCGGAAAGUCUACUACUGGAAGAACCCGAUGAAGAAGAACUCGAAAAACGAAACUUCAAGGAUAUGCAAGAGGAAAGUUCGAAAGGAAAAGUCAAAGGCUCUCUUUUCUUCAAUUAUCUUCACUCUGGAUCGAAUUACUGCGUGGUCACGUUCGUUAUUUUCCUCUACAUAUUAACACAAGUCUUGGCUAGCUCCAUUGAUUUUUUCAUAAGUUACUGGGUAAGGAUCGAGGAACACAGAAACGCUACUUUGGCUACUGAAGAAAUGGCAAGGGUGUCGAUGGCAACCGCGCAAUGGUCUACAGAAACCUGCCUAUACAUCGGCGGAGGUCUUGUUAUUGCCCUAUUCUUUAUUGCUUUAUGGAGAUCCCUAGCUUUCUAUAAGCUUGCCAUGAUGUGCUCCCAAAAGCUGCACGACAAUUUGUUCUAUAAAGUAAUUGGAACGACCAUGAGGUUUUUCGACACUAACCCCGGGGGUAGAAUACUCAACAGAUUCUCUAAAGAUUUAGGUUCAAUUGACGAGUUGCUGCCGAAGGUCAUUCUGGAUGCUACUCAGAUCAUACUCACAAUGGUAGGAUCGAUGGCCUUGGUUGCAAUUGUGAACCCCUACUUCCUCAUCAUGGUAGCCUUUAUCGGUGUUUUCUUCCUGAUAAUCCGAAAAAUCUUCUUGAAGUCAUCAAAAAACAUAAAGAGAUUGGAAGGAAUAAUGCGAGGGCCAGUUUUCACCCAUUUAGGAGCGUCCAUGAAUGGUUUAACCACGAUUAGAGCAUUCAACGCCCAGGAUGUUUUAUCAGAUGAAUUCGAUAAACAUCAAGAUUACCACACAAGUGCCUGGUUUAUGUACAUCACGGCAAGCUCUGCCUAUGGUUUCAGUAUGGACUUUGCAUGUUUCAUUUUCGUUGGAAUAGUAACGUACAGCUUCCUCAUUUAUGGUUUAGAUUUUGGUCUUGAUGGGAGCGAGGUGGGUUUGGCGAUCACACAAGCCAUGGCAUUGACUGGAAUUGUACAAUGGGGUAUGCGACAAUCAGCAGAAAUCACCAAUCAGUUGUUAUCUGUAGAGAGGGUACUUGAAUAUGAUACUCUGGAGAAAGAACCGCAACCCCAAAAACCAAAGAUACCACCUUCCGAUUGGCCACCAACUGGAAAAAUUACCUUCAAAAAUAUGGGUCUAAGAUACAGCAACGAUACACCUCUUGUUCUCAAGAAUUUGAACAUUGUCAUCAAUCCAAAGGAAAAGGUCGGAAUAGUUGGCAGAACCGGAGCUGGAAAAUCAUCACUCAUAUCAGCUUUGUUCAGAAUGGCCCCCAUAGAGGGACAUAUAGAAAUAGACAAUAUAGAUACCAAGAAUCUUCCUCUUCAGACCCUAAGGUCUAAGAUAUCGAUAAUACCGCAAGAUCCCGUCCUAUUCUCUGGAACUUUGAGGUAUAAUUUAGAUCCAUUUGAAGAGUUCGAUGACAACUUGCUUUAUAAAGCUAUAAACGAAGUUGAAUUGAAAGAUCCAGCCAAUAUUAUGAACAGAUUGGAAACGAGAGUUAUGGAUAGGGGGUCUAAUUACAGCGUUGGUCAAAGACAACUUAUUUGCUUAGCUAGGGCUAUUAUUAGAAACAACAAAAUACUUAUGUUGGAUGAAGCUACUGCCAAUGUGGAUCCUCAAACCGAUGCUCUUAUCCAAAAAACAAUCCGCCAAAAAUUCGCGGACUGCACUGUGCUCACAGUCGCCCAUCGACUUAACACCAUUAUGGAUUCGGACAAGGUCCUGGUCAUGGACUCUGGAACUGUGGUGGAGUACGAUCAUCCCUUCAUUUUAUUGCAAAAUCCGGACGGAAUAUUUUACAAAAUGGUAGCCGAAACUGGGAGAGCAAUGAGCGAACAACUGAAGAGAAUUGCUAAACAAAGUUAUCAAAAACUGAGGGCAUUGCAUGAGAAUGUGGUGAGAUGAAUGGAACAUAUGAAAAAGAAAUUUAUGGUGCUAUGUGUGAUAUCAAGAGAUUAUGAUAAAUGCUAUAUAUUUGAUGAGAUAGAUAUAUCACAUUGAGAGUUAUUCGUAUGUACCUACUUCAAUUCGAGCUGGGAAUUGCUGGCAGCUGCAGAUGUGAAGAUUUCCUGCAGAAAUAAAGCUCGAUCGAAUAUAGAAUAAUGAAUUUAUGUGGAGACCAAAAGUCUACUUGAACAAUGUGCCUUCUACAACCCAUAUUUAAUAAAGAAAAUGAUGAUAUGAAUUUUAUAUAAUAAAUCUAAAUUAAAAUAACUGUGGUCUGAAAUCGCACUUCACAAUAAUUUAUUAUAGAUGGUAUAAUACCUACUUCAAAGUACUUAUAAUUUCAAAAAUCGAGUGCCCUUGGAACCAAAACCUCAGUGAUUGUUAGUUUUUAAGAAAUAUUUGUAAAUAUUGUAAUAUACAUUAUUAGUGUUUCAAGUAUUAGUUUUCAAAACAAAUUGAAACUAAGUGAUAAGCAAUUAUUUUUACUAUACCAAGAGAAAUGAAUAAAAUUUUUCCGAAAUA
Messenger RNA from Coccinella septempunctata (seven-spotted ladybird), 5083 nucleotides. RefSeq names its product ATP-binding cassette subfamily C member 4-like. Gene Ontology annotation, molecular function: ATP binding; ATP hydrolysis activity; ABC-type transporter activity. The record is from RefSeq and is a predicted model, not a curated record. Lineage: Eukaryota; Metazoa; Arthropoda; Insecta; Coleoptera; Coccinellidae. Gene Ontology annotation, biological process: transmembrane transport. The transcript has 15 exons. Gene Ontology annotation, cellular component: membrane. Bases 545 to 4519 code for a protein of 1324 amino acids.